Spirodela intermedia is the source of this 201-nucleotide messenger RNA. The record is from the annotation of a GenBank genome assembly. NCBI's taxonomy places the organism in Eukaryota, Viridiplantae, Streptophyta, Magnoliopsida, Alismatales, Araceae.
AUGUUGAUCCCCAGCUGCGCCCCCGGGCAGACCCGCCGGCCGGCGCCGAAGGGAAGCAGCCGGAAGUCGUGCCCCUUGGCGUCGACAUCCUCCUCGGAGAACCUCUCCGGCCGGAAUACCAGAGGAUCCUUCCACACCGCAGGGUCCCGAGCGAUGGCCCAGACGUUGACCAGCACGUUGGAGCCCUUGGGAAUGUCGUAG